Molecule: messenger RNA, 448 nt
Organism: Effrenium voratum
Lineage: Eukaryota; Dinophyceae; Suessiales; Symbiodiniaceae
Source: the annotation of a GenBank genome assembly
AGAGCUUUGGAUCGGAUAUCCCAAAGCCCCCUGGACGCCUCCAGCGACCGAGGCAAGAUGGCAAAGGACGAGCUGGUGCCUUAUGUGAACACCUGGCUGUGGCCCUCCUUCACGCUGGUGGGCGCCUCCUCCCUCUUCUUUGGUGUCUACAUUGGCAAGAUCACGAACUCGCACGAGUGGAAGGAGAUCUUCUUGGAUUAUUGCCACCACAAGAGGACCUCCCACUCGCCAAACCCCCUGGACAAGGCCGCCCGCUCGGUGAUGAGGCUGCUGCGCAUCGCCCCGAAGUGAACUCCUUGAGCAGCGCCCAGACGCGGCUGGUGGCGGGCGCGCCGUGGUUCUGGGAGAAUGCGUGGCCCCUAAGGCCAGAAAGCCAAGUUUGCCGCGCCGGCCGGCCGCCAUGCCGCUCUACCGCUACGUGCCCGUGAGAAGUUCUGCGCGCGAGAGG